AUGCCGAGCGCUUCAUCGCCCAUUACGUUCCCCGCCAGUUCCUCACCACCGGCCGCGAAACGCACGAGGCCCGCGGCGGCCGAGCCUACAAAACCCAAACCGAAGGUCAACAGCGGGUUCCUCCUCGACGAUGACUCCGACGACGACGACGAUAAUGCGCAACAACCUCCGCUCAAGAAGCAGCUGGUGGAUUUCACCGCUCGCUUGCAGCGCCCAGCGCCUCUGACGACCAUCCCUGACGAAGACAUUCUCGAGCCGAUAGCACCAGCGCCUCAAAAGACAAACGAUCGUGUCACUCCCGAACCUGCACAGACCUUACCCACCGAAAGACCGUCGAGUCUCGCUUCGACUCUUCUCAGCUCAACGCCAUCCUUUCUCCAGUCCUCCAGAACCUUCAAUCUUACGACAUGCGCCGGGACGUCCACCACCAUCAAGCAACGGAAGCCGACAACGAACACGUCUUACGAGAGCAUCAUCGCUGCGCGCUCCAAGACGAAGGAGGGAAGGGCGAAACGCGCAUAUUACGGCAUAGACAUCAACGAGCUCAUUGAUGCCGCGAAACAGGAAGCAUCCGAAUCACGCCGGCCACAGCGAACGGAGAGCGAUGUACCAGUCCGCUCGGUGGAACCGUCGAUCACUGGAAAAUCACAAAAGAAGACGCUGCUGUGGACCGAGAAGUACAGGGCCAAGAACUUCCUGGAUCUUUGUGGCGAUGACGGCACGAAUCGGAUGGUUCUCCGCUGGCUGAAGCGCUGGGACCCAAUCGUGUUCCCCGGUGUUGCGAAGAAAGCCCCUAUUGUGCGAAGACCCGGCGCGAAACAGGUCCAAGAGGAGGAGAAGCCGCACAAGAAGAUCUUGAUGUUGACGGGACCACCGGGUCUCGGAAAGACUACUUUGGCGCAUGUCUGUGCCAGACAGGCAGGGUACGAUGUGAUGGAAAUCAAUGCCAGCGACGACCGAAGCCGAGACGUGGUCAAAAGCCGCAUACGAACCUCCCUGGGAACCGAGAGCGUCAAGACUGUUGAGAAUGUAAAAGCGAAGGACGGGGAAACACUGCAAAAGGUCGCGAAACCAGCCUGCGUAAUAGUCGAUGAAGUCGACGGUGUCGUUGGCGGUUCUGGUUCUUCUGGAGAAGGUGGCUUCGUCAGGGCCCUGAUCGACCUCGUGCUCCUUGACCAGAAAAACAGUGCUGGUGCCUCUAACGCCGCAAACCGGAAGAAGAAAAAGGGGGACGACUUUCGGCUGAUGCGGCCGCUCAUUCUCAUUUGCAACGACGUUUACCACCCUUCCCUCAGACCACUGCGGCAAUCAGGCAUGGCGGAAGUCAUCCACGUCGGGAAGCCGGGCAUCGAUGCUGUCGUCACGCGGCUCAAGGCUGUGCUUGACAAGGAAGGCAUUCCCUGUGAGAAGGAUGCCGCGCGUAAGAUCUGCGAGGCUGCCUGGGGCAUUACGAGUGGCAUCGACGCAAAGCGCGGCGCCGAAAGCGGAACGGAAGGUGAUCUUCGAGGAGUAAUGGUUGUUGGCGAGUGGGUCGCAGGUCGUUUUAGAGCCGCUGCUGGAUUCAACGAUCGUUUGACGAGGCAGUGGCUCGAACAGAAUGUGCUCCACGACUUGACCAACGGCGCCGGAGGGGGGAGGGGGCUCGGACGAGGCAGCGCCAAAGACAUCGUUACGCGUAUCUUCCAAGAAGGCGGCGGGUUCCCGAAGCAAGCCUUGGACACCUCUCAAAACUUCACGCAUAAGCACGAGCAGCCCAAGAGCCAACUAGGCUUUGCAGAGUAUCACAAGAAGAAUGCGAUGGAGCGGUUGCGGCACAUGAUCGACACCAGCGGAGAAGUCGACCGGAUCAUGACCGACAUAUUUCUGGAGUAUCCCAACAGGGAGUUCAACGACGACUCCUUUCUGUCGAAGCCAAACGCCGCGUACGACUGGAUGAACUUUUUAGAUACCUGUUCAUCACGCACCUUUGGAAGCCAGGAGUGGGAGUUGGCGCCCUACCUCAGCCAGCCGAUCCUGGCCUGCCACAGCCUGUUCGCCUCGUCCCGUCGACAUCAGGUCACGAUGGGGUACGAUAAGAAAUGGGGCGGCGGAGAGGAGGAUGACGAGCCACCAGUGCCGUUCUCUGGACCUCGAGCCGAUUUCGCAGCCCACGAAGCGCUGAAGCAAAACAAGGCCAUGCUCCAGGCCAUUCAGGCACAGCUAACUCCCACGCUGGGACGGUCGUUCCGGAGCGCCGAGGAUAUCUCCACGGAGUUCAUGCCGUACUUGGUACGCAUGGUGUCGCCGGACGUGAAGCCCGUUGUUAUUGGCGGCAGCGGCAUCAGUACGGCCAGCGUGCGAAAGGAGACGGAGAAGGCCAUGGUCAAGCGGGCGGCCGAAGUCAUGGCGGAGGUCGGCAUUGUCAUGCAAAAGGGCAAGAUCGAGACAGAUUCUUUGGUGAAUAGGGGGCCGCAGUGGGUGUACCGGAUGGAACCUGACCUUGACGCCCUUGCGGUGUAUGAGACGGCAGGCAGCCUGGUGCUCUCCAGCCAGGCCCCGACGCGCUACGCCGUGCGGCAGGUGCUGGACCAGGAGUUGCAAAAGACCAUCACGCUGCGCGAGGCCGCGGCGCGCCAGGCGCGGUUCACGGCCGGCGGUCCCAUGGGACUCGAGGAGAUUCCCGUGCACGAUAACAAGGAGAACAUACUCAAGGAGCAGGCGAGGAUACUCGAGGCGAGCGUCAAGAGGGACUUUUUCGGACGCAUCAUCCCGGCGCGGCCGCUCGGCGAGGUGGACGGCAACGCGAAGAGGAGAAAGGGGCACGAGCACGAAAAGAGCGACAACAAGGUUUGGGUCACGUACCACGAAGGUAUGAAUAAUGCUGUCAGGAAGCCUAUCACGCUGCAGGAGUUUAUGAAGGGGAUGUAG
Messenger RNA from Colletotrichum higginsianum IMI 349063, 2907 nucleotides. RefSeq names its product ATPase. The transcript is spliced from 2 exons. The record is from RefSeq and is a predicted model, not a curated record. Lineage: Eukaryota; Fungi; Ascomycota; Sordariomycetes; Glomerellales; Glomerellaceae. Gene Ontology annotation, molecular function: DNA binding; ATP binding; ATP hydrolysis activity. Gene Ontology annotation, cellular component: nucleus. The coding region runs from base 1 to 2907 and encodes 968 amino acids.